AUGGAUCUGGAAGAGGCUCGACUCCAAGCCCAAGUAAAGGGUCUGCACAGCCUCGAGGCUCUGAUCACUAAUCCCGACAGGAUCCACGACGAUGCCUUCCAGACUAUGCGUUCCUUCUUAAUCACAGUCCACUACACCCAUGAACUCGAGGAAAACCCUAUCGAGCUACCCCUUACCGACUACGAGGUCUACGUUGCUCCUACAGACCUCAUCAUCUCCGCGCGCAGAAAUCAAGAGUGUAAGGCCUCCAGACGUAAUGGUGACAGAAAACUGCUCUUGUGGGACCACCGCCGUAACAUCCUCAGAGACAGUACCGACACGCAACAGAGUGCUCAGUGGCUGGUACAGGACAAGAAAGAGAUGAAGGAGUUGGCUGCAAGAUACCCGGUGCCCGGCAUGCUCUCCAGGAGACCAUUGAUGAUUCCUGCCAUCGAGUUGCGUUCAGCCGAGUCGCUCCGGAAAUGA
Molecule: messenger RNA, 465 nt
Organism: Aureobasidium namibiae CBS 147.97
Lineage: Eukaryota; Fungi; Ascomycota; Dothideomycetes; Dothideales; Saccotheciaceae
Exons: 1
Coding region: 1-465 (154 amino acids)
Source: RefSeq, a predicted model, not a curated record